GUCUCAAUUUUGGUUCAAGUGUACUGUAGACCUCAAAAUCCCCAAAAUGACGCAUCUCCUGCACUAGAGGCCAAAAAUAUUGAAAACAUCCCCAAAAUCGUCGAGAGCAAGACGCAGGAAAUAAUCGAGAAAAUAGCAGAAGUGAACAAAAAGCACGGAUUGGAACCGAAAAAUCAGAAACCCAACGGUACUCAGAACUCCCUCAGCGUGGCGAGAUCUCAGAAUAACGUUCUUGCAAAAGAAACACCUCGCAGCGAAUUCAGAUUUCCAACCAAUCCAUUUUCGAACCCCAUCUUGGAAUUUUUGGAAAGAGAAAAAGUGGACAAACGACAGGCCAUCGUUUCUCCACAACCUAUGACUUACGCUAUAGACAACAGGCAAUCCCAAGACGUUUUACCAUCGCAAGGUUUUGAAAUAACCUCCACAAACCACCACGCCGACAUUUCCCCGGAGGAUUUAAUCCCCGGGCAACAAGUGACGAGAAAAAUCGUACACCAACAAACCGUAUUAGUCCCGAAUCCUUAUUAUGGACUAUCAAAUCAGUACUCUCAACCACUACCAGUCUAUCCAAAUUAUCCACUGAACGAACAGCCCACUCAAGAUAGAACGUAUUUGAACAAUCUGGAGAAACAAACUAUCACAAACGUGAGAAACAUUAUAAGCAAUUCACAGGCUCAAACUUAUCCGACUUACUACGCCCCUAUUCAAGGAAACCCUAACAACCAACCCUCUUACGGGUACAUAAUUCCUAUAAGAAACACCCCCGGUCAGGAACCCUCCGGAUUACUAACCCAAUUACCUAGCGGUGCAAUUCCAUCUGGUAAUCCGGAAACCGCCAGACAGAACUGGAAUUGGCCAGGGGCGGAUUACUUCCCGAUAUUCAUCAAAGAUCCUUUCCUUCAAAUGUACAAUGCCGUUACAACCAUGGUAGAGUACGGUCCUAACGCUGGCAGUCAAAACCCUUGCUCGAGCGGCAACAGAAAACCGCCAAAACAAAAACUGAAAAACGACAAUUUGCUCAGAGAAGGGAAAACAUCGGAACAGGACACCAAAAUAAGCGUAGAAUUAGACGGAAAAGGAGGCUCACCGCAAAUAUCGAUCAACGCUGAUCACAAGAACGGAACCUACUUGGACAUAGAAAACAUAGACAUCGGAGCGUACGGCGACAACAGCCUCAAGUUCACUUUAAACCUGAAGAACGAGAAUCCCGAAACCAAAGAAGACGUCGGAACCGGCAGGACGUCCUGGGACAAAGUCAAAGUAGCCGGCAAAUCCAACUCGUUGGUGUUGAAUCCGGCGUACAAUUCGUCCAGAACGAGCAGCAAAUUCUCGGAUUUCCAAAAGGAAUUGAGACCGUUGAGCGUGAUCAGGGGCUCGUUGCCUUCGAAACAAAGCUCCUCCUCGGCCAUUCUAUCGCCGCCUACCAGAGACCCCAGCCAUCAAACCCAUGAAUUCGGCGACGAAAGCGAAGAGGAAAAGAGCGAGGAGCUGAUAUCCAACGACAACAACAAGAAACUCUUCAGCAGAGACAACACGGGAAGCGGAGUAUUCAUACACAAGCUGAAAGUGAGGAAAGGCGGCGUUGCCAUUGCUGGUCCUGGAGGGAUCGCGACGGCCGGAAGCGGCGGAACCGCCAUUGUGGGGCCCGGCGGGAUCGCCUACACUCAACCGGAUAGUUUGGCAAUCGCCGGUUCCGGUACUAAAGUCGUCGCAGUCGAUCCUACUAUCAAUUUGGGGGAGCUGGCUAACAACACGAGUUUGCUGGCUAAUAGAACUAGAUAUGAUUUUCCGCCAUCGCGGAUUGCGAAGGAAGAGAACCCGCCCAUCGACAACACCAUAACCCAGAGAACCGAAACUAUCGAAGAAGCGCCCGACAACAGUAAACUUAUCGCAUCGAACCCUCCAUCGUUGGCACCGUACAGGUUCCACCCGCUAUUUAAUUACUUGAAAAACGGUCACACCAUCAGCAAAGACAACGUGAUAAAAUUCAGAGGCCCCGAAAGCGAAGAGAACAAAGAUGUAACUACGUUGAUUCUGAAACCUGUGGCGAGAUCUGUUGCUGGGGUUGAGGGUAGGGCGAUGGCUACGCCGGUUUCUAAGGCUAUUUUAAGGAAAGGUAUGAGCGUCGAUAUUCUCUUCGAGCCCGACGCCAUCGCCAUAGCCGGACCUGGAGGAAUCGCUCACGCCGAAAGCGAUUUGGAAAUUAGUUAUGAAGACGAUUGA
Messenger RNA from Phyllotreta striolata, 2223 nucleotides. The record is from the annotation of a GenBank genome assembly. NCBI's taxonomy places the organism in Eukaryota, Metazoa, Arthropoda, Insecta, Coleoptera, Chrysomelidae.